CUGACUUAUAACACUAUGGUUGUUGCAGCAAUGAGGCCCUCUGGUGACGUCUUCCUGGAGGUCAACACAACUGUUGAAGUCAUCUGUUACAUUACCAACCACACAUCACUUCUCAGGGCAGACAACCUCACCUUUGUUCGUCAACAAACACAUCUACCAUCCCAGUGGCAGGUGGUUGACAACUACACCAUCUCUCUGGCACUGUCCGAGGCAGUGCCAACCACCUACAACCUGUAUUGUUUCGGCGGUGACUCUUUCUGCGGUGCCAAGGUGAAGGUGGGAUAUAAGCCCCUGGAUGUGGAGAACUUCGAGUGUGUCUCCUACAACUGGCUCCUGCUGCAUUGUACCUGGUCGUUACCUAACAACCCAGCCCAGGAUGCUGUCUACAAGCCUUACCUACUGUCUUCCACGUCAUCUGGAGCUGAGUGCAGUCCGUCAGACAGCUGUCAGGACCUUCAAACAUGCUGUCAAUGGCAACCCCCGGAAUAUUCCCAGUCUGACAGACACCUGUCUGUCAUAUUUGACACGUCUAACAGCCUGGACAGUGAGGUGGUCAAGUUCAACCAUACCUUUGACAACUAUGCAAUAGUGCUUCCCAAUGCGGCCUUGAACGUGGUAGUGACGUCCGUGGAUGGGUCACUGUCAGCAGAGGUGAAUUGGUCACUGCCAGCACCGAUGGACGUGUUCAAUACGAACUGUGGUAUCGUGUCCCUGGUUGACUACCGUCUCCAGCAAGACCCCUGGAUUGUGGGUGCCACAGGAGAGUGCCAGAAGGCCAGGUGCUGGACAGUGGUCCAGCUGGACCACUGGUGGACAGAGUACGAGGUCAGAGUACGUUUACGGUCCGCUGCAGCCAACUUCACUCUGGAUGACGAUGGAUGGUGGUCGUCAGGGUCAUCCACCACCACCCUGACCCCCUCAGCAGUACCUGAAGUGGCACCUGCCGUAGGACCUGGCACCUUCCUGGUCACCAUCAGGUCACUACAACAACGUGACCUCACCUUCACCUGGAGACCUGUCCCUACCCUCCUUCACAAUGCUCCUGACUUCACCUACUUCGUCAGCGCCUCUGUCAGCGCUACUAGGGAGACAGUCGCAAAUGCUACUGUAAUGGACACCUUUGUCACCUUCACCAACCUUUCCACUAGCCAGUCUUACAGAUUGGAAGUUGUGGGUCAGAACAGUGAGGGUAUGGGACAGGAGAGGUCGUGGGUGCAAGUGUGGGCAACCAGGGACAUGCCCCAAGUACCCACCCUGCCUGUCGUUAUAAUACAUCAACUACAACAACAACAGCUGUAUGAGCUCAGGUGGUCUGGUAAUGGUGAGAAUGAUACUCAUUCUACUGUGUACCUUUGCACCGAUGGCCUCAACACCAAGCAACCAUGUAAGGCUGACAUCUACUGGCUGACAGUGGGUGAGCUGACAUCUGUCAAUCUCACUCUGGCUGACUUCAACCUGACGGAUGCUGAUGGAGGUUCUGGAGUGAGGUUUGGAGUGUCAGUGGAAGCUGUGGAGUCAGGGGCCUCCAGUGGUAUGUCCUGGGAUACCUGCACCAUUCCCAGGGUAUACUCCACCGCCCUCACUCCACCUACUGUAAUCACGCCCAUUGAUGUGACCGACACCAUGGCCAGGAUAGAGUGGUCCUUGGACUGUGAUAACUGGGCAGGUGUAGUGGAGGCCAUUGAGACUAUUUACUGUACAGGUUACUACAACCUCUCGCAGGACUGUUUUGGUGAAGUGCAGGUGGAGAGUGAAGUGUGGCUAGGUGAGGUGAAGGUGAGGCACCUAGCACCUGAAACACUCUAUACUGUGUGGCUGAGAGUCACCUAUCGUGCUGGAACCUCACAGUGGUCACCUGCCCAGAAUUUUACCACUGAUAACCCACCUGGUAGGUUCUUGGUUCACCUGAUAACUCACCUGUACCCCAAACCAUCUUCAGUGAGAUUAAGAAAUUCAAGGAGCCUUGUCAGCACUGUCAGUGAUCCACCGUCAGCACCUGUCAGCUCUGUCAGGAACGGCGUACCAAGUAGGUCACACAUGGAGGCGGUAGAUGGUGGACGAGGUGUGGCCCUGACUAGCCACACACUUCACCAAGCUAUUGAGAGUAGUGACGGUUCACCAGAGGACGUUACCAGGUCGACUGAUGUUAGUGCUGGGACGAGCAGGGAGUCGAACCGUGACCCUGGUGUGCUGGUGCCUUACACCGUCUAUGAUGUGACUUCGUCACAGACCUCUGGAGUGCCUUCGUCACAGACCUCUGGAGUGCUUUCGUCACAGACCUCUGGAGUGGCCUCGUCACAGACUUCUGGAGUGGCCUCAUCACAGACUUCUGGAGUGGCCUCAUCCCAGACCUCCAGCACACUGCAGGACUCUGGAUAUGUGGUACCCAUCUUCCCUGAUGAUACACUCUCUCCACCACCCAUAAAAGUAAGCAGUUCACUUGAGAAUCUGACCACUAUGUUGAUGAACAAGACCCUGACAUCUGGAUACGUCGCUGUGGAACCACGUCACUUUGCUGCUGAAGCAAGCAGUGACACUGCUGUAGCAAACAGUGACACUGCUGUAACAAGCAGUGACACUGCUGUAGCAAGCAGUGAUCUUACGCCCCAUGGAACGAGAAAACUUAUAAAUUUAGAUGACACGGAGACAAGUGGCUACGAUAUUACAGAUCCACAACAUUUCUGGUCUGAAAGUAUACCUCCGGGUACAGGCUAUGUUGCAGUACCACCACCUGACUUUGGUACGCUGCCCCAGGCAACAGACAUUGCUAGCCAUGACAGGGCACAACACAGGGACCCACAGUCAUGGCUUGUGUCUACCCCAGAGAAAGACAGCAGCAAGAAAGGAUAUAUAAUGCUAGAUUUCCUUGUAGGAAACAGAGAUGACCAUCCCUCAUCCCAGGAGCAAGCAUCAUCACCUACACCCUUAUUGCUCGCUGGAGAGCGUGAUUCUGGAGAUGGAUCUUGCAAGUACAGCUCUCAGUUUGCAGAAUCAAUGCCAUAUAUCAAUUUCAACGAGGCUAUGAGAACUUUUACAGCGGAAGAUGCAGCAGGAACUGUUGCAGAGGAACUUACGCAGCUACUCAGUGUUGCACCUUCUCCAGGUUAUGUUGCUAUCCAGCCACCAGACUUCGGUGCGCCAAGACAGUGCACCAGCCAGGACACUCUGGAAGACACCGUGCACGAUUUAGCAAGUGAAACUCACAGAUCUAACGAAGAUAAGAUCAUUCUUAACCCUAAACCCGUAAUGCAGCCACUGACUGACCCUGUCAACCAUCCCACAACACCCACACUGCUACAGGUAGAUCCAGGGACAUCCACCAGAGGGUUCAACAAAGGUUCUGGGUCCACGAAUGAGGCAUCUGUGGAUAAUAUUGGUGCUGGCAGCAGUGGGUAUGUAGCACUCCCAAUACCUCACCAGGUACAAGCCUGGGAUGCCCUCUCCAGUGAUGGAUGCCCUCGUGGAUCUAUCGACACGUCACGUCUUAUCACAGGACAACACGACCCAUCACAAUACCUCACUACCAGACCACAAGACCCCCCGCAAUACCUCACUACCAGACCACAAGACCCCCCGCAAUACCUCACUACCAGACCACAAGACCCCCCGCAAUACCUCAAUACCAAAUCACAAAACCCCCAAGAACCAGAAUACCUCACCUUGAAAGACCUUGUGAAAUACGACAGCCAUCCUGGUACCCCAGUACUAAAUGGCAAGAAGACUGAUACCACACUAGUGACUAGUGAUACCACAACACCAGUGACUAGUGAUACCACAACACCAGUGACUAGUGAUACCACAACACCAGUGACUAGUGAUACCACAACACCAGUGACUAGUGAUACCACAACACCAGUGACUAGUGAUACCACAACACCAGUGACUAGUGAUGGUAGCUGCAGUAACGAGAGCCACGGUGUGGUGUUGAGAAGAAAGAGAUCAGUAUCAGAGGGAACUCUCGUAGGCUACAGUAGAGUUGGAACUUCCUCUUACUCCUGAACUUUCAUCUUGAAAUUGAACUUGUUAUCUGCAAACUGAACUUGUUGUCUUUAUACUUUUCGUCUUAAAUGGAGCUUUCAGCCUUAAAUGGAGCUUUCAGCCUUAAAUGGAACUUUCAGCCUUAAAUGGAACUUUCAGUCUUAAAUGGAACUUUCAGUCUUAAAUGGAACUUUCAGUCUUAAAUGGAACUUUCAGCCUUAAAUGGAACUUUCAGCCUUAAAUGGAACUUUCAGUCUUAAAUGGAACUUUCAGCCUUAAAUGGAACUUUCAGUCUUAAAUGGAACUUUCAGCCUUAAAUGGAACUUUCAGUCUUAAAUGGAACUUUCAGUCUUAAACAGAACUACCAGCGUUAAACGGAACUUUCAG
Messenger RNA from Cherax quadricarinatus, 4365 nucleotides. The record is from RefSeq and is a predicted model, not a curated record. NCBI's taxonomy places the organism in Eukaryota, Metazoa, Arthropoda, Malacostraca, Decapoda, Parastacidae.